Messenger RNA from Pelobates cultripes (western spadefoot toad), 2336 nucleotides. Lineage: Eukaryota; Metazoa; Chordata; Amphibia; Anura; Pelobatidae. The record is from the annotation of a GenBank genome assembly.
GGGUAAAUCAAAAGCUUAAAUAGGAAUAAUUUUUAUAGUAAACUCUGUCUUACUGAGAAGUCACAGGUUUGUGGGUGUCACAGUCUGUUGAGUAUAGCAGAGUGGGGUGAGUGGACAGUGCCUCCUUCACUGCUUCCAAUAACUUGAAGUAACCUGUUUCUUCUUUGAAAUUAACCCGAGGCCAUCUAAAGACAAACCAUGAACAGUCAGUCCGUAAAUUCUCCACUGUCAAAGAACGGACAAAGUUCAGUCCUACAUAGAAACUUCUAACCCCCUGCUUGCUCAUUGUUAUCACAGAGAAUCAACUUUGCUAGUUAGUGAUAAAUUCACCUAUGGUACCCUCAACAUGGGGUUUUAGAGUCCACAAUCCAUCAGACUUAAAGAUAUUUAGAGCAGGCAGGAGCUGACAGUUCCCUCUGAUUGUCUGUGGGUAAGGAGGAGAAAUGACAGAACCCUGAAGGCUACCUGAAAAUCAGUCAAUGGCAAACCCAGAACUGGCAAGUUCCGCAAACCAGAAUCUUUAAACAAAUUCUGUGUUUUUAAAUUGAUUUUCAGAGUUUGAUAUCGGAGUAACUUGGUGUAAGAUCAUAAAGACAUAGAUUCCAGGUGAUGGAGAAAUGUAUCCCAAAGUUCUGAUGUUCGGAUAUUCAAAAACAGACAAGAUCAUCUUUGAGGCACGUUGUGGCCAGUUGAAUCAGUCUUUGGGCUAUCAGGAGAUCUGUGCCAAGACAGAGCACAUCAUGUGGAUCUAGUGGAACCAGCACAGGACAAAAACUCAAACCAUUUCAAAGUGGUUGUAAAGACAUCAGCGUUUUUAACCAGGACACAAUAUUCUGUAUUUUGAUCACCUUGGUUUCUGUAAGACCUCGAUACAGCAACAAUCUCCAAUAAUAUUACAGGCAAGUCCUUCUACCUCCCGCACUCCUUGUGGUUUCCUAUCAUCCACAAUGUCGACGUAUUAACUAAAAAUCUAACUUUAAGGAAAGAUUGGUAAUUCUUGAAUUGUAGCUCCACUCUUCGAUAGGUUUUAUAUUGAUAAUAUACAGUCUCUAUCCUGGUCAGAAGGCCACUGUUGGACAUAUUGAAUUGUUCAUGGUCAAGUUAAAUGGAAAUAAUUUGUUGGACUUGUAAUAUGGUCCGUAAUGUCUCCAUCCAUUGAGACACAGUGAAUGAGUCUCCAAUUAGGUUUGUUCGUAUCCGAGCAGUGAUCACCGCUAAGCAUCAUGGAAAUGAUAUCUAUAGGACAUCAAGAAAAGGCAAACCCUGGUGAGUGCGCCAUCUGCUAUGAGGCUUACAAGACGCCGUCUAAAUCCAGGGCACCGAAGACAUUACAGUGUGGGCACAGCAUGUGUCUCCAUUGCCUUAAAAAGCUGGUUUGCCACAGUUCAUUGCUGUCUUUUGUGGUGUGCCCGUUCUGCCGUUGUGUUGCCAUUAUUCCUGAAGAAGGUGUCCAGGCCCUAAAGACCGAUGAGGAGACCCUGCGCCGGGCUUCCUCGGUUACUGUGAUUUCCAGUAUCUCAGAAGAUACAUAUUCGCAGAGUUCUGGCGUCUCUAGCGCAGGCUCUUCACCUUAUUUUUCUGUUGAACUUGGGAAUUCACCACGCCCAUCCAUCUUCACUAUCAGCGAUGUCGUUCCCUCUGAUCAAGGACAAUUCUGGGGAGGUAGGUACAUGCAACAAAUUCGAAGUACCUAUCUGCAGGGAAUCAGCCGUCGGGUGGCACAGUCUGAAGCCCACCCAUCUUCUGUCACCAUGCCUAUAUCGGCCGACAAGUUACGACUUUGCUUCGCUUUGGGGCUGAUUGUCCUGAUUGCUUGUGUCUUCUUUCUCAUUAUAUUCUUCAAGUGAGGUUCAGGCAGAGGGGAGGCGAACCAUAAGGAAAACUGCUACUACAAACACAUUAUGGAUUCGGGGGGGGGACUUGAAUACACUGCCAGCAUUGUAUGGACCUAGAGAACCCCUAAUAUAAUGUACUGUUGGGGUUAAUUAGGAGAUACAGAGUUCUGCAAGACUAUAGCGAGGAAAGAGACAUUUUCACUGGACUCAUUCUUUCACUAAUACAUCAAUCAAUAAAGCUUUAUCUUAUCUUUCAUAAUCUAGAAUGUUUGUCUCUUUAAAUAGCUUGAACUAUGCAACCAACAAGCGCAACUUACUAACUGUAGAUAAUUAUAUAAUUGAUCAAAUUUAAGCUCUGUGUUGACAAAAUGACCAUAACACAGUAUAUUAGUUUGUGAGCCCUAAACCAUCACUGUCAUAGGCCAUGUGCAUUUUUUAAAGGGAUGUCUCACUGCCCAAAUACAGACAAAAUAAAAAUCACUGUUUAGAAGGUAUGCCCAC